Anguilla anguilla (European eel) is the source of this 1843-nucleotide messenger RNA. It is a transcript of the gene slc25a34, whose product is annotated as solute carrier family 25 member 34. NCBI's taxonomy places the organism in Eukaryota, Metazoa, Chordata, Actinopteri, Anguilliformes, Anguillidae. The record is from RefSeq and is a predicted model, not a curated record. The transcript has 6 exons. The coding region runs from base 773 to 1798 and encodes 341 amino acids.
GCAAGGGACGGGGUGAGGUGGUAAACGCGCAGAGACGCGAUUGGCUGGAGGGCAAAGCCAUGGGUUGGCCUAUCACAAUGGACGUAACUACAGGGGAUUCACAUGUUUACCAGUCCUGACUUCGGAGAGGAGGAAAACGGAGCAACAACGAGAGAGUUCAGUCAUGGUUGAAACUGGGCUUUUGUUGCUGAAGGAAUUCCAUCCUCUCCACGGGCAGACUGAGUCAUCUUAGCUAUAGUGUACACAAAAAGUCAACCUGCACACUGUGCCAAAUAAUCAAAUAAUGAUAGCUUAGAAUGUCUUCACUGUUGAUAUUAAAUCUACACCAUUAGUACUACUUUUUUAAAAAGCUGACUUUUUUAAAAAGCUGAAUAGACCUCUUUGAUGCAGAAAAUUUGAUGUCUAAAUGUAUGUGGUACACUUAUCAAGGGCUGUGUGGGCACAGUGUCAAAUGUGGUCUGAUUGCGUAAAUAUGGGAAAUGAGGUGAAUGAGGUUCUCAUGUCCAGUUAGGCCAGUAGUGACACUGAUGAGGACACAGGCAGCCCAGGUUUGGCAGUCCAGGUCUGAGCAGGCACAGACGUGACUUCAUUAGCACUGUGCAAUGGUACAAGAAGCGCACUUUGUUUCACAGAAACCUCUGACGUUGUGCAAUAGCAGUACACGCGCGCUUCAGCGGACACUUUAGUUUACAGACCUGCAGAGCCGUGACGGGGGUUUGCCAUUUUCCGAUCGAUUCAUCGCCAAGGACACUCGGCGCAGGAAAACUCAGGGAUGACGAGACCCCAGCUCCUGGAACUUACCUCAAGGGACGGCCGGUUUGGGCCGCACGCCUCCUGCCCCCCGUCGCCCCCGGCGCCCCCUCUCGCGCUGGCGCCGCCGGUGGCGCCCUGGCCGCCGGUGGACUUCGCCCUGGGCGCGCUGGCGUGCUGCGGGGCCUGCGUCUUCACCAACCCCCUGGAGGUGGUGAAGACGCGGCUGCAGCUGCAGGGCGAGCUGCGGGCCCGGGGCUCGUACCAGAGGCACUACCGCGGCGUGCUGCAGGCCCUGUGGGUGGUGGGCCGGACCGACGGGCUCCGCGGCCUGCAGAAGGGCCUCUCCGCCGGGCUGCUCUACCAGGGCGUGAUGAACGGCGUGCGGCUCGGGUUCUACUCCUACACGGAGGCCGCCGGCCUGGCCGCAGCCCCCGGCGGGAGCCUGUUGGCGGGCGCCACCGCCGGAGCUCUGGGCGCCUUCAUCGCCUCCCCUGCCUAUUUGGUGAAGACUCAUUUGCAGGCUCAGACAGUGGAAACCAUCGCCGUGGGCCACCAGCACAACCAUCAGGGCGUGUCGAACGCGUUCGCCACCAUAUACCAGCGGGAGGGGCUGCUGGGGCUGUGGCGGGGGGUGAACGGGGCGGUGCCCAGGGUCAUGGUGGGGUCGGCGUGCCAGCUCGCCACCUUCAGCUCUGCCAAGGAGUGGGUCGCCCAGUCACAGUGGUUCAAUCCAAACAGCUGGCUGAUUGCCUUGACAGCUGCCAUGAUCAGUGGGGUUGCUGUGACGAUCACCAUGACGCCAUUUGAUGUCAUCAGCACGCGACUCUACAACCAGCCUGUGGAUGAGCUGCACAGGGGCCGCCUGUACGGUGGCUUCCUGGACUGCCUGCUGAAGGUGUACCAGACGGAGGGGCUCCUGGGGCUGUACAAGGGGAUGGGCCCCGUGUUCGUCCGGCUGGCCCCUCACACCGUGCUCAGCAUGCUCUUCUGGGACCUCCUGAGGCAGAGGGCGUUUCGGUACUACGGGGGGCGGGCUCAGAACUGAGCCAAGGACCGAUGCCCCAAGGCCGCUGGCUCGGAGAGCGGGAGG